UUCAACUUCGUUAGUGAGAGAGAGAUAGCCUUGAGGAAUUAUUCAGCAUACUUGAGUCCUUGUCCUCGUUGCAUAUCCAAGUUGCCCGUUGAUCAUGUCUUCUGGAGAUGAUGGCAAAGUUCCAAGCUCUGAAGCGCCUCUGUAUUUGUGGGGAGGCUCCUUAGUGCACAACAAGAGGUUUGUGGCUAACCUGCACCGUGUGACGACUGAAGCUCAGUUCCAAAAGUGGCGGGCUGCUUACGCUUCUGCCAUUCCAGAUGACGUGCAGGUCAAACUAGUGAAGUCUCGGGCUGACAACACGCCUCGUGCGGAUGCGAGCGACCCAACUGCUAGGAUCAUCACCUUCCGUCCUUUUUAUUUUUCCUUGGGCUUCACCUUCCCAUUGUCAAGGCUUUUCAAGGAGGUGUUCUGCGCCAUGGAGUGUGCUCCAAGUCAGUGUACCCCGAAUGUCUACCGGGCGAUAAAGUGUUUCGAGAACCUGAGUCGUUUCUUCACGCUGGAGCUGACAGUGCGGGAAUUCUUCUAUUUUUUUCAAGUGAGGCGUUUCGAGGACUAUGCCCAAGUUCGCAUCUACAAGGCCAAGCUGUUCGACAGUCUGAGUCAGGGAGAUCAUGCGUGGCAUGAUGAUGUGUUGGAAGUCAGCGGACGGUGGGAGGGCGAUGUCGGUGACAGCCCACUUGUCCCCAUCACCUACUGCAACGCGAGUAGCAUCAGCAAGCAACUGAAGCUUGGACCUGACAUGGCUAAGGUUCGUUGUGCUUUGAGCAUUCCCCCCAAGUUUCGUGAGUGGCGCUGGCUGUUGAGCGAGUACCGGGAGGAAGACGGUGGGCUGCCCCCUGCCAAGGAUGUCGAGAGAUGGAAAGAGAGCGGUCCUGACCCUGAUGAUCUGCUUGUCGGACAAGAAGAGUGCUCUGCCGAAUCCCUUUCAAAAAGGAAGGUUGCUGCUACGUCCUCAAGACAUGAAGCUACUUCUUUACGGGCGAAGGAUGAUGCGUCUCCUUUGAGGAAGAAGCCAAGGCUCCCUUCUGCUGAGAAGACUCAAGCAAGGUCUGCUCCAUCGUCAUCCACCAGGGCCACACAUCCCGCGAGCGCAGAUGGUAGGAAAGUUGGUGAAAAUCAUGAUCUGCUUCGUGAGGUAGUUCGUGCCCGAUCCCGUUCUACCGAGCGUCAGAGUGAUGCAGAUAUCCCUCUUCGAAGUUCAAGUCGUCCGCAUCAGUCGAAGGAUGGGGAUCGAAGCGGGAGAUCUGAUCGUGACCCAGUUGUUCAAGUCGUCUACAUCAUUUCUACAUCAUUGACCUCUUUGCAGGCGAGGUUGGCGGAGGCUAAGAAGAUGAGAGAGUCGUAUGCCCGGGCCAAAGGUUCUUCUUCAGUAUCGGCAGUUGAUCUCAAGGUGAACAAGUCUAGUCCUGCAAGGGAUGCACGUGUGUCUGAUCUGCUCAAGACGAACUUCUUGUCAAACCCGUCCUCCUGUGCUGAGUUGGUUGAUCAUAUCCGUCAGGCUGGUGAUCUAGGCAUCUUUUCGAGUCUUUCCUUGGAAAAUCAGAGGGGAGCGGCAUUUCACCUAAUUCAAAAGGGACUGAUUUUUGCUGCUCAGACUGUUCGGAACUCAUCUGAUGUUUCCCCCUCUUCUGUCCAGCUCAGCGAGCUGGAGAAGAAGAAUGUUGAACUUGCCAGUAAGCUUUCUGCCGAGCAGGCCCGUUGUGAGAAGAAGUCGUCUGACUUGAGGGCGAUGAUAUCGGAGUUGAAAAGCUCUCUUGCUGAGAAGGUUUCCGAGACGUCUGAUUUGAGGGCGACGAUAUCGGAGUUGAAAUGCUCUCUUGCUGAGAAGGAUUCCGAGCUCAGCUCUUCUGCUGCUGAUUUGAGAGUGGUUGAGAACUUGGAGGAUGUUUGUGAACUUGGAGAAGGAAGAGAAAUGUGUUUGUGA
Molecule: messenger RNA, 1924 nt
Organism: Prunus avium (sweet cherry)
Lineage: Eukaryota; Viridiplantae; Streptophyta; Magnoliopsida; Rosales; Rosaceae
Source: RefSeq, a predicted model, not a curated record